Messenger RNA from Sphaeroforma arctica JP610, 153 nucleotides. RefSeq lists its product as hypothetical. The annotation marks the transcript as partial. The transcript has a single exon. Lineage: Eukaryota; Ichthyosporea; Ichthyophonida. The record is from RefSeq and is a predicted model, not a curated record.
AUCCCCUUCAAGAAGAUCACAUUCAAGAAGAUCACAUUCAAGAUCGCACUCAAGAUCACAUUCAAGAUCACACUCAAGAUCACAUUCAUGAUCGCACUGAAGAUCACAUUCAAGAUCAUAUUCAAGGUGUUGAAUCAGAAGCAGGGGAAGUAG